Molecule: messenger RNA, 249 nt
Organism: Cyclospora cayetanensis
Lineage: Eukaryota; Apicomplexa; Conoidasida; Eucoccidiorida; Eimeriidae
Product: small nuclear ribonucleoprotein F
Exons: 2
Coding region: 49-249 (66 amino acids)
Biological process (GO): mRNA splicing, via spliceosome; spliceosomal snRNP assembly
Cellular component (GO): catalytic step 2 spliceosome; U1 snRNP
Molecular function (GO): RNA binding
Source: RefSeq, a predicted model, not a curated record
CCCCUUAACCCCAAGCCCUUCCUCACGUCUCUCACAGGAAAGCAGGUUAUGGUGAAGCUUAAGUGGGGCAUGGAAUACAAGGGAUACCUUAAGUCGUUUGACGAGUAUAUGAACAUCCAUCUUCUAAACAGCGAGGAAUGGGUAGAUGGAAGCUUCAAGGGCAGCUUAGGGGAAGUCCUAAUUCGCUGCAACAACGUCCUUUACAUUAGGCAAGUCCAGGGAGAGGAUGAAGCGGACGAGGCGUCUUAG